AUGAAAUCGUUCGUUUGGUUCGCCACGCUGCUCGUUGCCCUUGGCCUGAGCCUGCAUGUUGCGCAAGCAUCCAAAGUGCACCCUCAUCGGGAUGUGAAAACACACCACCACGGCACCGUCGACAACGAUGCGCCACUGGCCGAUCGCUUUUCGAAGCUGGAACCGCUCCACGGGCUCGAUGCAAAGCAGCUAAAGUUUCUCCGGUUGGCGGUGCAGUCGUUCGAGAAGACGAUCGAUCGGUCGGACCUGACACCGGACCAAAAGGGGGCCGUCAAGCGGCGGGCACUGGAGCACUUUGUCGGUCGACUGAACCCGGAACGAAGCGCCUCGAAACUCGUUUGUGGGCUGCUGGUGCUCGUGGUGGCGGCCCACGUUCCUGGCCAGGCGAUGACCGACAACGGGACGACGGUAGACAAGGUUGGACCCUUGCCAACCACCGCACCGUCACCACCGGCCAACAACGGGUGGCAACGGCCCCGAAUCCAGUACGAUCGAGAUUUGGUCAUUGAACUCGUCGAGGCGGCCGACUAUCCGAUCGAAAAGCAUGUCCUUACGACGCGCGACGGUUACAUUCUGAAGCUGCACCGCAUUCCCGAUCCGCGCCAGUUCCCCGAAGAGUACGAAGACCGCCAGCAGGAGGAUGGCCACGACGAGCCGAAUCUGCUACGUUUCGGACCCCGGAAACCGCAGUUCCGUGGGGCGGUGCUGCUAGUGCCGGGACUUUUCUCGACGGCGGCCGAUUUCGUCAUCACCGGACCGGAAAAUGGGCUCGCCUUCGUGCUGGCCGACGCCGGUUACGAUGUGUGGAUGGCCAGCGUGCGUGGAUCGCGGUUCGCGCGCAAAAAUGUGCACCUUACCGUGGCGCAGAGCGAGUUUUGGGACUUCAGUUUCCACGAAAUCGGGACGAUCGACAUCGCCGCCAUUAUCGACUACAUCCUGCUGGAAACCAACGAGCAGCGGCUCUACUACGUUGGCCACAACCAGGGCAUGACGGCACUGUUUGUGCUGCUUUCCGCCAAACCGCGCUACAAUCGCAAAAUCCACCACGCCGCGGGCCUGGCAUCGAUCGCGUACCUUGACACCACGGACAGCCACAUUCUGCGGCGUGCCGCCGAUCUUACGGAUCGCGUGUACGCCACACUACGAUCGCUGAACGUGCACGAGAUCAAACCAUCGACCGACAUCGUGCACCUUCUCAGCGGUACCAUCUGUUCCGGUGACACCCGAGAAAUGUGCACCGAAAUGAUGCGCGGAUUGCUCGGUUCCACCGUCGAUCGGUCGCGCAACAUGCUACCCCACAUCGUGGACGAUCUGUGGUGCAGCAUCUCGACCCGGCAGCUGAUCCACUUUGGCCAGCUCAUGCAAACAAAAAAGUUCCAACAAUUCGACUACCGGAACUACAUGCUCAACACGAAGCAGUACGGACAAGCCAAACCACCAGAAUACAACCUGUCGCGAGUGUUGCUGCCGGUGUCGCUGUUUCACGGAGCAAAAGACUUUAUCACGUCCACCCAGGACGCUUUAAGGCUGCGAAACGAGCUACCGAAUGUGAAACAUUUCGUUGAAGUACCGAACAUGAACCAUAUCGACUUCGUGUACUCCGACCUGCUGUACGGCCAGGUGACGAGCAAGAUAAUCGAGAUAUUCAAACAAACUUAA
Anopheles cruzii is the source of this 1659-nucleotide messenger RNA. Its product is annotated as lipase 3-like. Lineage: Eukaryota; Metazoa; Arthropoda; Insecta; Diptera; Culicidae. Gene Ontology annotation, biological process: lipid metabolic process. The coding region runs from base 1 to 1659 and encodes 552 amino acids. The record is from RefSeq and is a predicted model, not a curated record. The transcript has 5 exons.